AUGGUCGACGUCCCCUCGCCUGUCACGUCAGGCUCCCUUGCUUGUAAGUCGCCAACGUCAACCUAUGAUGUCUAUGGUCUACCUGCUAAUGUGUACAUUCCCUCUCUAGACUACUUCACCCCUCAUGUCGCCAACAUGUCGCUAACUGCUUGCCGUCAUGUCACCUCCACCACCAGUCAACGAAGGGGGCACAUGGGAGAGAGUAUCAUGAUAGCAGGGAAGGGAGCCAUUGGGGGGAUAACCACCCACAAGGAUGAUAGCCAGGAUGGUCAGCUGGGAAUGGGCUGGACCCGACACGUCUAUUCCAGCUAG
Molecule: messenger RNA, 312 nt
Organism: Laccaria bicolor S238N-H82
Lineage: Eukaryota; Fungi; Basidiomycota; Agaricomycetes; Agaricales; Hydnangiaceae
Exons: 3
Coding region: 1-312 (103 amino acids)
Source: RefSeq, a predicted model, not a curated record